AUGUUCUUUGCCAUGCUGACGGACGCCUAUAGCGACGAACGUCCUGGAAUCCGCAUCGCCUACAGAACGGACGGUCAUCUCCUGAAUCAACGACGGAUGCACUUCCAAUCGCGCGUAUCCACAACCACCGUUCACGAACUCCUCUUCGCUGACGACUGCGCCCUGAACACCACCUCGGAAGAAGAGAUGCAACGGAGUAUGGACCUAUUCGCCGCCGCCUGCGAGAACUUCGGUCUGGUCAUUAACACGCAGAAGACGGUGGUGAUGCACCAACCGCCACCCAAUUCAUCCACACCACCCAACGCGCCGCCGCAAAUCAACGUGAACGGAACCCAACUGCAAGUGGUAGAGAACUUCCCUUACCUGGGCAGUAAUCUCUCCCGCAACACCAAGAUCGACGACGAAGUCGCCAACAGGAUCUCGAAAACCAGCCAAGCCUUCGGUCGCCUCCAAAGCACAGUUUGGAAUCGUCAAGGUCUUCAACUAAGCACGAAGCUGAAGAUGUACAAGGCCGUCAUCCUGCCGACGCUACUGUAUGGAGCGGAGACCUGGACGGUGUACACAAAGCAGGCACGCCGUCUGAACCACUUCCACCUCAGCUGUCUUCGUCGCAUCCUGAGGCUGAACUGGCAGGAUCGAAUUCCCGACACUCAUGUGCUGGAAUGGACGGGAAUUCUGAGCAUCUACUCCAUGUUGAGACAAAUGCAGCUGCGUUGGAGCGGUUACCUGGUGCGCAUGGACGACGAGCGACUACCCAAACGACUCUUCUACGGAGAAGUCGCGACGGGUUCUUGCCGCCAAGGAGGCCAAAUUCGCCGUUACAAGGACACUCUGAAGCCCUCCCGGAAACGCCUGCAAAUCAACCCAACCAACUGGGAAGAGCUCGCACACUAUCUACCGACCUGGAGGAGGGCAGUGAAGACAGGCGCUGCGAUCUACGCAGCCAACCGCAUCGCCGCCGCCAAAGCGAAACGCGAAGCCCGCAAGGCACAACUUCGCCCAGUACGCAACGCGGACGCUUAACCGCUGCCUAGGUGUCCUCGGUGUCAACGGACAUUCCGGGCUCGAAUUGGACAUGUCGGACAUCUUCGGAGCAACUGCGCCUCUCGGAUUGCACCACCCAUCACUCCCCGCCCGCUUUUUCCUCGUCCUCUCCGCUGCGAACUAACUCUGGCAAUUCUUCCGAACCACGACUUCCAUCCUCCUCUUCUUCCUCCUCCUCCUCCUCCUCCUCCUCCUCCUCCUCCUCCUCCUUCACUGCCCCAACUGCGGCCGCUCAGGAGGCCGUCUCGCACAUCACCAACCGCGACACAACAACAGACACCACCCCCAACACUCCUGACUCCAGCAAUGAGGAUCAGGACUACACCUGCCCUCACUGCGACCGCACCUUCGUCCCACACAUCGGCCUGGUCGGUCACUUGCGAAUCCAUCGCACAGAGACUGGCGAACCAGUGCCUGGAGCACCAACGUACACCCACCACGCUCAUCUCAACUGCCCACACUGCCCUCGCACUUUCAGUCAUCGCAUGGGUCUCUUCGGCCAAAUGCGCAUCCACGACGACCUGCGGUAG
Spirometra erinaceieuropaei is the source of this 1574-nucleotide messenger RNA. Lineage: Eukaryota; Metazoa; Platyhelminthes; Cestoda; Diphyllobothriidea; Diphyllobothriidae. The record is from the annotation of a GenBank genome assembly.